CGGUUGAUUAGAGCCAACAUGGCGUCCAACCGGUAGAGUUUCAUGAUAGUUAUUCUUGCUGCUACGGGUAUCUAGACGAGCAUAAUCACAGGUUUCCAAACUUGGACAAGGCAAGAGAUCCAAAGGAUGGCGCGGGUGGUGUUCCUCCAUCCGGACCUUGGUAUUGGUGGAGCUGAGCGACUGGUGGUCGAUGCUGCUGUCGCUCUUAAGUCUCAGGGAUGUAGUGUUCAGAUCUGGACCGCCCAUUAUGACCCAACACACUGCUUCUCUGAGACCCUGGACCCAGAACUUCCUGUGGUAUGUGUGGGUGACUGGCUACCCACCAGUGUGUUUGGUUACCUGCAUGCCCUGUGUGCCUACCUGAGGAUGAUUUAUGUGGCUCUCUACCUGGUCUUCCUCAGCGGGGUGGAGUAUGAUGUCAUCUUCUGUGAUCAAGUGUCAGUGUGCAUCCCGGUGCUGCGACUGUCACGUCACAGGAAGAAGGUUUUGUUUUACUGCCACUUCCCAGACCAGCUGCUGACCCAGAGGAAGUCAGUCCUGAAGAAGCUUUACCGCGCUCCAAUCGACUGGCUGGAGGAACGUACCACUGGCAUGGCUGAUAUGAUUCUGGUAAACAGCCAGUUCACCGCAGGCAUCUUCAGGGAGACCUUUCUGGGUCUACGAGGAGUCCAGACAGAUGUCCUCUAUCCUUCCCUUAACACGCGCACCUUUGACCAGCCGUCCACUGAAGCAAAAGGCUUGGAAGGGCUGCUCCCUGAGGGAACCUCCUGCCUGUUUCUCUCUCUGAACCGAUACGAGAGAAAGAAGAACCUGGGGCUGGCUCUAGAGGCUCUUGCAUCCCUGAGGAGCAGCCUUUCUCUAGGCCAGAGAGCGGGCGUUCACCUGGUGGUGGCGGGGGGCUACGAUGACAGAGUUACUGAGAACGUCCAACAUUAUACUGAACUGAAAAAGCUAGCAGCGCAGUUGCACUUGGAGGACUGUGUCACUUUCUUGCGCUCCCCCUCCGAUUCGCUCAAGGUGGGGCUGCUGCGGGGCAGCGCAGCCGUGCUGUACACCCCGAGCAGAGAGCAUUUUGGGAUAGUUCCCGUAGAGGCCAUGUACUGCUGCUGCCCUGUUAUCGCAGUAAACUCUGGGGGCCCCCUGGAGAGCGUGGCAGACGGGGAGACGGGCUUCCUGUGCGAGCCCACGGCAGAGGCCUUCUCUAAGGCCAUGGAGAGGCUCGUCAGGGAGCCACAGCUCCGCAGGGACAUGGGACUAGCUGGGAGGAAGAGGGUACGAGAUAAAUUCUCUCUUCAGGCCUUCUCAGACCAGCUGUAUGGGUACAUUGUCAGACUGAGCCAGUGAUGAGAAAGCUGGAGAAAAGGCUGCAGAGACACAGUGUAAUGGCGUAAAAAUGAUCCUUUACUGUGAAUUGUAUGUGGACGACUGGGGGCUGCAGAGAGUUAAAGUGGAUGUCUUCUAACAGAGAAUGUAUGUGUAUAUGUGCAGGGAGGCAGGGGAGGGGGGGUAUUAUGAGGACUUAGAGGACAAUCAAUCAGCAUUCCCCUGGAGGGGUUGCUGAGAGGAAAAAGAGGACGGAAUCUCUAUACCAAUUAAGAAAAGAGUAACGAGUUUACCUACCCUAUCUCUGGAAAAAUACCACCCCUGCAUAUGUGUGUGUGUGUGUGUGUGUAGCAGUGCAGCAAGCAAGAGUCUAGCAAAUGAGCGUACCAAAAGGAUUGAUUGUUAGAGUGAAAUGUUUUGCACUGUGUAUGGUUUUUUUUUUUUAAACUUGCUUUUCUAGUCUUUGUCUUUGUGUGUUUGUGGGAUGAAGAAGAAGAAUGUAGUUACCACCAUUUGCCAUCAGGCUUUGCACAGUCCCAGAUCAAUAAACAGGAUGCUUUCCACUACUUCCUGUCCGCCCAGAGCUUUGUUCCCCUCCUCGCAUUCAGAAGAUGCUGGCCUGUCCAUGACUCUUGCUGCUGCGUGGAGGUUAUUAGCAGAUGAUAGAGAGUGUUUGGCUUUAUUAGAGGUCUGGCUGAUGGGCAGUGUGUCUUUGUCUGGGUCAUUAUCAACGAGGAGAAUAGCAGAAGGUCAUUGUGUCUGCGUGCUGGCCUCCUCAGCCCUCCUACUGUAUAGAAAUGUUCUUAUUGACAUUCCUGAAGUCUUAAUAAACAAGAGGACACAUAGUUUCCUGACUCUUA
Dicentrarchus labrax (European seabass) is the source of this 2183-nucleotide messenger RNA. It is a transcript of the gene alg2, whose product is annotated as ALG2 alpha-1,3/1,6-mannosyltransferase. NCBI's taxonomy places the organism in Eukaryota, Metazoa, Chordata, Actinopteri, Moronidae. The coding region runs from base 127 to 1344 and encodes 405 amino acids. The record is from RefSeq and is a predicted model, not a curated record. Gene Ontology annotation, molecular function: GDP-Man:Man(1)GlcNAc(2)-PP-Dol alpha-1,3-mannosyltransferase activity; alpha-1,3-mannosyltransferase activity. The transcript is spliced from 5 exons.